AAUUCGAGCUGCUUGCGGCUGUGACUCUAAUGGCAUUCAUCGACGCCGACAAGCUGAGCUAUGAGAUCUUUUCCUUCCUCGAGAGCAAGUUCCUCUUCGCCUCCUCCACCGCCGCAUCACUGGAGAAGUCCGGUGGCUCUGGUGGAAGGAUUCGCGUCCUGUCCAUCGACGGCGGAGACCGCCCCUCCGACGUCCUCCUCGCAGCCGCCGCCCUCGAUCGGCUCGAAUCUUCCCUCCGCCGCCAUACAGGCGAGCCAUCCGCCCGAGUUGCCGACCUCUUCGACGUCGCUGCCGGAUCGGGCGCCGGAGGCGUCCUCGCCGCCAUGCUCUUCACGAGGGGCCACGACGGACUCCCUCUCUUCUCGGCCGCCGACGCGCUCCGCCUCCUCGUGUCCGAGAGCCGCCGCCGUCGCGGCCGCGGCUUCGCCUCCUCCCGCGGCGGCCUCUUCCGCGGGGUCUUCCGCCGGCCGGGCGGCUUCUUCCGCCGUGUGUUCGGGGACGCGACCCUGAGGGACGCCAUCAAGCCGAUACUGAUCCCGUGCUACGACCUUGCGACGGGGGCGCCAUUCCUCUUCUCGCGGACCGACGCCGUGGAGGCGGACGGGUUCGACUUCCGGAUGUGGGAGGCGUGCGCCGCCACCUGCGCUGACUCUGCCCCAGUCGAGAUGCAGUCCGUGGACGGACGGACGCGGGUGGCAGCGGUAGGCGGCGGAGUCGCUAUGGCCAAUCCUACCGCCGCCGCCAUCACGCACGUUCUGCACAACAAGCAGGAGUUCCCUUUCGCCGAAGGAAUGGCGGGCCUCCUCGUACUUUCUCUCGGCACCGCCCCUACUGAACCCUCCCCAAUCGGAGCGGCAGAACUCCUCAGGAUCGCCGCCGAGGGCGUCGCCGACAUGGUGGAUCAAGCUGUGGCCAUGGCAUUCGGACACUGCAGGGCGAAUAAUUACAUUCGCAUCCAGGCCAAUAAUUUAAUGUCCGGAAAUUGCACGCCGACUAACUUCAUGCGAACGGCCGAAGACAUUCUCUCACAGAGAAAUGUGGAGUCAUUGCUCUUCAGAGGAAAAAAGCUCUCCGAGCAGAGCAACGCCGACAAGCUCGACCGCUUCGGGAUGGAGUUGAUGAUGGAAGAGGAGAGGAGGAAGAAGAGCCCGAUCCCGGUUGUGGUGAUCAAGCAAGCGAUGACACCGCGGACAUCGUCGGCGACCACCAUCACCACAACCGUCGCCACCACUGCCACCACGAUGUCACCGGUCCACUGAAAGAGUGUACUCUUGAUGAAUUAGCUAGUUCUUAGAUGUGCAUGCAUGUUCCAUGUUAUUGCUAUGGAACUUUUUUUUUUUUUUGAGUUUAUUUGGAGAGAAUUGACAAGCAUGGGAGACGAAAUCAAGUUUGGUGUUUGUCUAAAUUAUUAGCGUGGCCAUUGUCUAAUUAAUGUUACUUCAAUGAGCAAUAUAUCAUUUCACUA
Molecule: messenger RNA, 1465 nt
Organism: Zingiber officinale
Lineage: Eukaryota; Viridiplantae; Streptophyta; Magnoliopsida; Zingiberales; Zingiberaceae
Product: patatin-like protein 3
Exons: 3
Coding region: 30-1259 (409 amino acids)
Biological process (GO): lipid metabolic process
Source: RefSeq, a predicted model, not a curated record